GAGAAAAACCUGUAUAUAAAUUUUUUUGUUGAUCAUUAUUAUCAUUAUUAUUAUUAUAUAUAUAUAUAUCCCUCCUUUUAUAAAAAAUAAAAAAUGCAAAAAUCUGGGUUUGAGUAAGGCACUUACAAUGGAAGUGAAUGGGGCCAAUUCGUAAAUGUUAAAAUACUUACUGUUUCAAAAGUACAUUAACAAUAUGCAUGUUAUCAUGAUUAACAUUACUAUCACUUACUACACUUUUCUGUGUAGUUAUAUCCAAUUUUACAACUUUGUUGCCAUGACGACGUAAUGCCGUAAACAUUUAUACAACCACAAUAACAACAAUUAAAACAAAUUUACUGCUUAAAUAAUUUACAGGUUUUAGCAGAAUAAUUUAUGUGCUUUUAUAAAAUUAUAACCUUCAAAUUUCUGCCUUUAAACCUUCAAAAAAUUGGCCCCAUUCACUUCCAUUGUAAGUGACUCACUGUAACCACCAUUUUUGCUGAGUUUAAAUAUUUUUUAUGCCACAAAUGCUGUCGAUUGAGCUUAACAUAUAUUGAAACAGGAAUAUUCCUUAAACACUAACUGUAAGGUCCAAGUUGAGAGAAUAUUCCCAUCAUUACUUACUGUAUGGCAUUUUAAAUGACAUAUACUGACAUGGGUAAUUUAUGUUGCACAUGACUGGGCUAAAAAACAGCUUAAUAAAUUAUGGUAUUUAUGUUAAAGUAUGUUUUUCCCUUUGUGCUUUUAAAUUAUUGUCACGAAAAAAUCUGUAUUUGACAUUAGUUUUUAUCUCUAACUCCACUGGUUUUCACGCCUGGUCUUAAAUGGUGUUUAUUUUCUACAAACAUCCCUGAUUAACAUAUCAUUCUGCAGGAAAUAAUGUGGACUGACGCAUCAAUAUUUCCGAAAACAUAAAAUGUUGCAUCACUUAGUUCAUUAUUUUAAUAAAGCGCACUGGUUCCAGGCGUGCACCUGUUAUUUGUUACCAACACUCAAGUAUUUCCACUGUGAUUCAUGUAGCCUAAAGAAAUUACGACUUUAGAGAAUAUAAGAAAAUUACGAUGAUGAUUUAUGUGUGUGAUGUCUUAAUUUACUCUGGCACCCACAAAUACAAUAGGAGAACAGGAAAAAACAAGAACAUAUGAUCCAAAUGACUUAGUUUUCUAUUAGCCUACAGUAUUUAUAACCUAAAGCUGAUUAUAGUUACUAUAGACAAAUCCAGCCCCAAAUAUAACUUUUUGCGUUUUUCUAAAUAAAUAAAUAAUCGUAAGUUUUGUUGCAAUGGUGUAACUCGACAGUACUUGGGACCUGAGUAUUGCUCAUUUCUUUCUUCUAAACUGAUUUUGAUGAUUGGAUUGUAAUUAAUUAGCUAAAUAUGAUCAAUUCACACAAAUAUAGGUCUGAUUUUAUAUAUAAAUAAAAAAAUAGGAAUAACAAGUGUACAUAUGUUGGUUCCAAUGAGGGCAAGUGCGCACUAACAUAUUUGUGCUUAAGUUUUUUUUUUUUUCAUGGAUAUGGGAGUGCAAACGAGAAGUGAGAGAGAGAGUGAGGGGCGGCUCCUGGGCUCUCCAACCCCUCAGCUCAUUUGUGGGGCUGGCUUUAGGGAAUGAGACACUUGUCAGGGAAACUGCAUGACCCCUGGGCAAUCCUCACGACGAUUUGGCCCAGUUCUGUGAAGUAUCAGAGUCUAAUCUCUCUCUCUCGAAGAUUCUUGAGCACACCGGCGUUUUCAGUUUUGAGUGUGGUCCCAGGGGUGUUGAAGACGCAGGGGACUCUGUCCGGAUCACCUCUCUGUUGUCUUUUACGCACGAGUGUCCAUGCGCGCAAUGAAGCCAAUGAGGACAUGCGCCUCUCCUCAUACCUGAUGCUACAGCACCGAGAAAGCACGCGCAAAUUUACACGUGAGAAUUUCACCGUGUGUUCGAUCCUCGCGCCCGACCCAAUCAUGGGCAGAAUUGCGAACCAAACCACGGCAAGCAACGACACCGACCCGUUCGGCCGGAACGAAGAAGUGGCCAAAAUGGAGAUCACGGUUUUGAGCGUAACUUUCUUUGUGGCCGUAAUCGGCAACCUGAGCGUGCUGCUGGCCAUGCAUAACACCAAGAAGAAGAGUUCGCGCAUGCACCUGUUCAUUAAGCACCUGAGCCUCGCGGACAUGGUGGUGGCUUUCUUUCAGGUCCUCCCCCAGCUCUGCUGGGAGAUCACCUUCAGGUUUUACGGUCCUGACUUCCUUUGCCGGAUUGUUAAGCAUCUCCAAGUCCUGGGGAUGUUCGCAUCCACCUAUAUGAUGGUGAUGAUGACACUAGACCGCUACAUCGCCAUAUGCCACCCGCUGAAGACCCUACAGCAGCCCACAAAGCGCGCAUACAUCAUGAUCGGGUCUACUUGGUUGUGCAGCCUGUUGCUCAGCACCCCUCAAUACUUCAUCUUCUCCCUAAGCGAGAUCCAGAACGGCUCGUAUGUGUAUGACUGCUGGGGACACUUCAUCGAGCCGUGGGGCAUACGCGCCUACAUCACCUGGAUCACUGUGGGCAUCUUUCUCAUCCCGGUCAUCAUCCUAAUGAUCUGCUACGGCUUCAUAUGCCACACUAUCUGGAAAAACAUCAAGUGCAAGACUAUGAGAGGCACGCGCAACACUAAAAACGGGAUGAUCGGAAAGGUGUCUGUCAGUAGCGUCACCAUCAUAUCAAGAGCCAAACUAAGAACGGUGAAAAUGACGUUAGUGAUUGUUUUGGCUUACAUCGUGUGCUGGGCGCCGUUCUUCAUCGUGCAAAUGUGGUCAGUCUGGGAUGAGAACUUCUCCUGGGAUGAUUCUGAAAAUGCAGCUGUGACCCUCUCUGCCCUGCUGGCGAGUCUCAACAGCUGCUGUAACCCGUGGAUCUAUAUGCUCUUUAGUGGCCACCUCCUCUACGACUUCCUACGCUGUUUCCCUUGUUGCAAAAAACCCAGAAACAUGUUACAGAAAGAGGAUUCAGACAGCAGCAUUAGGAGGAACACCCUUCUGACCAAGCUGGCCGCUGCCCGCAUGACCAAUGAUGGCUUUGACUCUUGGAGGGACCCGUGCAACUCCCGAAAGUCCAGUCAGUCUAUAGGGCUAGAUUGUUUCUGCAAAUCAAGUCAGUGUUUGCAACAUGACUACUCUCGCAAAUCCAGUCAGUGUAUUCCCAUCGACUGCUCCCGCAAAUCAAGUCAAUGCAUGUCUAAGGAGUCUUAGGAGCAAGGUAGGGUUGGACUAAAUAAAGAUACAUUAAAAUAAACAGUAAGGUUGUAUGUUGUAAUAUUGUUGUAUCAGUUUUAUUUACAACAGAGACAAGUAUGGCUAUGUGUACAGCACAGCACAGUUGAGUUCUGUUAAGUCUGCCAAUUGUCGGCUUUAAUAUAAUGUCAUUACUAAAACAAUAUUGGACAAACAUGGUCAGUAGACUAAAUAUAUAUUAUAAUGUGAUAUUUCUUAUUAAUGAUCCAUUAAUUUUUUUCUGUAUUGCACUUUUCUUUAUGGCUAAAGUCUGUGACUUCAGUUUAUUUUAUUUGUGUCUUACAUUGAUGAGAAUUACAGCUUUAUGUCUUAGCCUGACAAGUGUUUUAUUUGUUUACACCAAUAACAUGAAGCUCUUUUUGAUUGUGUUGCAGUAAAAAGAAAUAUGUAUGUGUGCGAGUCAUUGUAAUUACUGACUGAAUAACAUUUGAUAAUGUUCUGGUGUUUAGUUCUCUCUUGUGUUGAUGGUGCCAAACAUUAAACUGAGCUAAAUAAAGUGAAACAGCUUGUCUGAUAUAUGGAUAAUAGAUUAUGCAAAUGUAAAUACUUUACAUACAAAAACAAACUGACGUAACUUGCUUUAUGUGUACAUAUUGUUGUAUCUUGAGUAAAGAAAAAAACAUGUAAAGAUAAUAAAUCUCAUCUUUACAGAAGAAA
Molecule: messenger RNA, 3892 nt
Organism: Xyrauchen texanus (razorback sucker)
Lineage: Eukaryota; Metazoa; Chordata; Actinopteri; Cypriniformes; Catostomidae
Product: arg8-vasotocin receptor
Exons: 2
Coding region: 1586-3193 (535 amino acids)
Biological process (GO): regulation of systemic arterial blood pressure by vasopressin; G protein-coupled receptor signaling pathway; positive regulation of vasoconstriction
Cellular component (GO): membrane
Molecular function (GO): vasopressin receptor activity; peptide binding
Source: RefSeq, a predicted model, not a curated record